Molecule: messenger RNA, 1922 nt
Organism: Physella acuta
Lineage: Eukaryota; Metazoa; Mollusca; Gastropoda; Physidae
Product: heparan sulfate 2-O-sulfotransferase 1-like
Cellular component (GO): membrane
Molecular function (GO): heparan sulfate 2-sulfotransferase activity
Source: RefSeq, a predicted model, not a curated record
UGGAACAUCAGGCGUUUGGUAUAGUUGUUAGCUUGAUUAUGCUGCUUCAAUCAAUGAUUAAACUAAUUAUGUAGCUGUGAACAUAUUUCAAUUGGAUCGUCAGGCAUUUGAUAUAGUUGUUAGCUUGAUUAUGCUGCUUCAAAGACUGCCUGGAUCUUUUUGUGGAUUACACCUGCGCCAGUUGGGAGCAGUCAUGAUUUUUAUGCUGUGUUCAUUGACUCUGUACAGAUGGUUGGAUAAUUUGAACAGCAAAGUGGCUCUCUUGGAGUUUGCCUGGGUCAAGUUAGAGAAAGCAGUAACAAAGCUUCAAAUAGAUGGUUCGGGUAUUUCAAGGCCAAGGUCAUCAUUCACGGAUGAUUCAAAUCAAUCGUGGAGCACGGAGCGCGACAACGACAUGGUGCUCCUGUACAACCGGGUCCCCAAGACCGGCAGUACGUCCUUUGCCGGCAUCGCCUACGACUUGUGCACGGCUAAUCGCUUCCAUGUUAUACACAUGAACAUCUCAAGAAAUUUACGGGUUUUAGGUCUCUCGGAUCAGAUGCGGUUCAUUAAAAACAUUACGGGUUGGGAGGAGAAGAAACCUGCCCUGUACCACGGGCAUGUGGCGUUUAUAGACUUCUCUAGAUUCGGCGUGUCCCGGGUCCCCAUCUACAUCAACAUGGUGAGGGAGCCUCUAGACCGACUUAUAUCGUACUAUUACUUUGUUCGGUACGGCGAUGAUUUUAGACCGACCUUACGGCGGAGAAAGGCCGGGGAUAAUGAGUCAUUUGAUGAAUGUGUAACCAGGGGAGGUAAAGACUGUGAUCCAGAAAAUCUGUGGGUGCAGGUUCCUUAUUUCUGUGGGCACCAUGCAGAUUGCUGGGAGCCAGGUAACCAGUGGGCCCUGGAGGAAGCCAAGCGGAACCUCCUGCACCACUACCUCCUGGUGGGCAUCACGGAGGAGCUGAGGGACUUCCUGGCCGUGCUGGAGGCCACACUGCCCCGCUUCUUCAGGGGGGCCACGCAACUCUAUGCUGAAGGUAUGCUCAGUUCUGAAGGCCGGAAAUCGCAUUUAAGAAAAACAGCCAAAAAAAUUCCACCCAAACAAGAAACCAUCGACAGAAUUCAGAGCUCACAGAUAUGGAAAAUGGAAAAAGAGUUUUAUGAAUUCGCCAAAGAACAUUUCCACUAUGUAAAAAAUCAGAUGUUUGAUACUAUAAACGGGGCUUUGGUAGCUAAAGAUGGGAGGUUUAUGUUUGAAAAAAUGAGACCAAAAUGAUGGCGGUGGAGGAAUAUUUAUUUCAGGCUGUUAUCAACAAUGGGUGCGUAGUGGCAUACUGCAGUCAAGUCAGUGUGCCGUAGCUUACCCAGCUAUUUUGAGUGUGCUAUAGAUACCACAACAGUGUAAUCAAAUCAGCGGAAGCUUAGUUGGUCAUAAAUUCACCUCACCAUAUGUGCACGCUGUAUUGAAACCAGUGUGCCAUCGAUGACCACGACAGAUGAACCUACUGUAAUCAAGUCAGCGGAAGCUUAGUUUGUCAUAAAUUACCUCACCAUAUGUGCACGCUGUAUUGAAACCAGUGUGCCAUUGAUGACCACGAUAGAUGAACCUACUGUAAUCAAGUCAGCGGAAGCUUAGUUUGUCAUACAUUACCUCACCAUAUGUGCACGCUAUAUUGAAACCAGCUAACAACAGAUGCAAACAUCGUAGUCACUCCAGUAGAAACUUUGUAUCUGAAAGAUUGAAAGAAGAGAUGAUCCAGCCCCGGUUUCAGUGGAUUAAGUUAAUCUCAACAAUGCAAUAGCUGUAGUGUUUGACAACUGUCCUGAUUAUCUCAGAGCUGUAAUGUAAGCUACUGUGUAGCAACAUUAGCUGCAUUUAUUUUUUAUGACUGUCAGGGGGUACUCGCUAAACUUGCGUGAAUGAGGCUAUUUUUUUUUAU